This is a messenger RNA of Helianthus annuus (common sunflower), 887 nucleotides long. Its product is annotated as 60S ribosomal protein L23a-1-like. Lineage: Eukaryota; Viridiplantae; Streptophyta; Magnoliopsida; Asterales; Asteraceae. Bases 74 to 673 code for a protein of 199 amino acids. Gene Ontology annotation, cellular component: cytosolic large ribosomal subunit; ribosome. Gene Ontology annotation, biological process: ribosomal large subunit assembly; translation. The record is from RefSeq and is a predicted model, not a curated record. The transcript is spliced from 2 exons. Gene Ontology annotation, molecular function: structural constituent of ribosome.
CAGAGCCACAACACAAACCCUUAACUAUUCAUAAACCUCUGAAAUCGGUUAUUCAUAUUCGUAAUAAUAAUCAAUGGCUGUUGUAUUUUCUUGUUCGAACAUGAUCAUCCAGCUCAGAAAUCACCACUCACCGUCGGUAAAGACUGUUGCCUUUUCAAAAGGGGUUUUUGUAAACCCCAUCAAUUUCAAGAUUGCUUCAAGUUUCACGCGUAAAUCAUCGCCUUUCGCCAUCAAAGCUUACCAGAAUGAAUCGGACCAAUCGCAGACCGAAGUCCAACCCAAGAGAAGCACGGCAACACCAACUAACCCUGAAGUCGACAACUUUAAGGAACCCGAAGAGGAACCGCAACCGCAAUCCUUAAAACUUGCCAAGGCAAAGGCGAAGGCAGCCACAGCCUUACAAACAUCAAUGGAUUAUCAACAAGUUCUUAAGUAUCCCCUUGUUACCGAAGCUGCAAUACAAUCGAUCAUCAAAGAGAAUACGUUGGUUUUCAUGGUGGAUGUACGCGCAAACAAGAAAGACAUUCGCAACGCCUUUGAGAACAUGCUUAAAAUCAAGACCAAGAAAAUUAACACGUUGAUCAACUACGACGGCACCAAAAAGGCUUACAUACAGUUGCCUCCUGAAAAUCAGGCUGCUACGAUCGCCAAGAGACUCAAAAUAUUGGCUUGAUUGUUUUUUCGUACGGAGACCAGAUUUGUGUAUAUAACCAAGGCGAUUGAGGAUGAAGGUGUUGAGCAUGUAAGUUAAAACUUUUUUUGUUUUAAGAAUAUAUUUUAGCGCAUAACUCGGCGAUUUUGGAUCUUGAUCUUGCUUCAUGUUAUUAAUCAUGUUGGUUGUAUUAAAAUCAAAUAUGGUUCCUCUAUCCAUUUGUGGUAAUGUUUUG